Messenger RNA from Salarias fasciatus (jewelled blenny), 2053 nucleotides. Its product is annotated as tripartite motif-containing protein 16-like protein. Lineage: Eukaryota; Metazoa; Chordata; Actinopteri; Blenniiformes; Blenniidae. Gene Ontology annotation, molecular function: zinc ion binding; protein binding. Bases 193 to 1701 code for a protein of 502 amino acids. The transcript is spliced from 6 exons. The record is from RefSeq and is a predicted model, not a curated record.
AAAGGCUGGGAGGGGUGAAAAAUGAGAAAGCUUCAGCAGGCUAGGAACAAAAUAGUUUAGGCGUGGUUCUCAAUACUGCCCUCAUGCACUCUCAAGAGUGUUUGGAUCUCAGAGAAGGCAGGGGAAAACAAGCGAGCAGGCCUUAUCUCGGUGUAAAACUCAGCGAGCUGAGGCAUAGAGGGACUCGGAAGCAUGGCGACUCUCAGCGAGAAUGAGGACCGUUUGGAGGAGAAUCAACUCGACGUGGACGCAAAGGAGGACGUGAAGGACCCCACGGCGCAGCAGCCGCAAGAUGUGUUAUGUGACUCCUGCAUGGACGGCCCAAGCAACGCGGUGAAAUCCUGCCUGACCUGUCUGGUUUCCUACUGCGAGGCCCAUCUCAGGCCCCACCUGGAGAACGCCAAAUUUCAGAACCACCGCCUGGUCGACCCCCUCCACAACAUCGACUGCCAGACGUGCGACAUUCAUCAGCUUCCUCUCAGGCGCUACUGCCUGACGGACUGCAGCUGUGUGUGUCCGGACUGCGAGGGAGAGGAGCACCACACACACGCGACCGAAUCGCUGGAGGACGCCCGCAAACAGAUCGAGAUUGAACUGCAGCAGAAACACAAAGAGAUCAGUGAAACUGUGUCCGCCACUGAGAAAUACCAGGAAAAGCUGCAAAACAACAAUGAGCUGAUUAAGUCUAAAGUGCAGGAGGUUUGUGUUGCAGUUGAAGGGCAGUUCCUGAGGCUGCAGGCGACUGUGGAGGAGGCCAGGAGAGGGGUGGUGGAGGAGCUGGACGCAGAGCAGAAACAGGCCUUCAAACAGGCAGCCGGCAUGCAAGCACAUCUGGAACAGAGGAGGGCGGAACUGAUGAAAACCGUGUCUCAAAUGAACAAACUGUCCAGGAUCAAGUCUGAUGUUGACUUCCUGCAGGAACACUCGGAGUGGAGGAAAGCAGUGACGGACGUCUCCGUGCCCGGCGUGCACAUCGCUCGCAUGGAUCAUCUGACCUCCUACGUUCAAGCUGUGACCGACGCCACGGAGGAGUUGUGUAACCUGAUUGUCACCUCUUACAGGCAAAAACUGAGCACAAUCUGCAAAGAAGGCACUAAAUCUCAGAUGAGGAAAUCGCUGCCUGUAUCGCUGCCGGACCCUGAGACGCUAGAAGACUUCUUAAAAUAUAAACGGAGCUUGACCUUUGACCCCGACACCACCCAUCAUUUCCUACGUUUAAUGGAGGACAACAGCAAGCUGACCAACACCAGCCCCUGGCAGCACAGCUACCCAGACCACCCCGAUCGCUUCGCCCACUGGCGCCAGGCCGUGACCUCGGACAGCCUUUAUUCGGGCAGACACUUCAUUGAAGCCGAGCUGAGCGGAGAAGGCGCCCAUAUAGGCGUCACCUACAAGAGCAUCGACCGUAAGGGGGAGGAGAGCGCCGGCUGCAUCACCGGGAAUGACUUUUCCUGGUGCGUGGGAAGAAACAGCCGAGGUUUCUCUGCCUGGCACGCCGCUGUCGAGGCAGUCUUGGAGGCCACGGAUCUCACCAGGAUCGGUUUAUAUCUGGAUUUUGAUGGAGGUUGUGUGUCUUUCUACAAUGUGACUGAUAGUAUGAGGUUACUCCACAAAUACAGUACUGAUUUUACAGAGCCUUUAUAUGUGGCAGUCUGGCUGUCCAAGAAAGACAAUGUGGUGUCUCUGGUUAAUACCAGAUGAUGUAUUUUAAGACAGAUGACCUGAUUUGACAGUGAGCUUGUGAAAGAAAAAAUACAUUAAAAAAUGUUUUUUUUUUUUAGCUUACAGAACAAGGUGCAUUAAAACACUGUUAAGUUUACUACCACAUAAGAAACCUGUGAAGCAAAGUGCAAGUUAGGAAUUUAUUGCAUCUUUACAGCUGAUAAAUUGUUAUUGAGAUACAACUCAGUCAUUUCUUCAACAGGUUUACAAGUGUUUUACACAUUUAAAGUGUUAGUCAGCAUUUCAUGAGCUUAGUCAGUUUUUACAAAGCUAUGCAGAUUGUUGUAAAAUCACCAAGUACUUCAUCAAUAAAACCUGCCUCAUGAGUCAA